AUGCACAAUUUCCCUUCGAGCGACUCAUACCCGUACUUCAUCACGGAGGUGAAUUGUGCAGGGUAUGAAGACAAUUUGUUGCAGUGCCCCUACAGCUACCAGUACUAUGUCUGUCAUCAUGGAGAUGCUUCUGUCAUAUGCUCAGACUCAGGACUAACAGUACCUCGACGAGCAGGGGGGUCUCCCAGCAGGGUGAUCCUCUUAGGCAAAGCACUGCACUCUCACUUCCUGCUCUCUCCCUGCAGUGAGAGCUAUCUUCAGCGUGACGCCCCCCAUACCAUGGACCACAGGCGAUGGGAUGCCAAGAGAUCUCUGCUCCUCUCCACAGGGACAGGCUCCUGUGGUGGCUUACUGCAGGGUCUGUGGGGCUCCAUCGAGAGCCCGGGCUACCCCAACUCCUACCCCAACAACGCCCGCUGCGUGUGGCGCAUUCAGCUGUGGGACCCAGCCCGCAGAGUGGAGCUCCGCUUUUCGGAUGUGGAGCUGGAAGGCAGCAACUGCUCCUACGAUGCCAUCGAGGUGUUCGACGGUGGGCCCCUUGGGGGGCCGCUCCUGGGCACUGUUUGCACCAACACCUCUCGAGUCUUCACGUCCUCCGGGCACCAGCUCACCGUCCUGUUUCACAGUGACUUCAGCAUCACCAGCAGAGGUUUCCUGGCCUACUACUCCUCAUUUCUUGCCUUCAACAGCACCGCAGAACCAGGUAAUUCCAGCUGGGUGACCACAGGGACAUCGACCUCAGGGACAGGCUCCUGUGGUGGCUUACUGCAGGGUCUGUGGGGCUCCAUCGAGAGCCCGGGCUACCCCAACUCCUACCCCAACAACGCCCGCUGCGUGUGGCGCAUUCAGCUGUGGGACCCGGCCCGCAGAGUGGAGCUCCGCUUUUCGGAUGUGGAGCUGGAAGGCAGCAACUGCUCCUACGAUGCCAUCGAGGUGUUCGACGGUGGGCCCCUUGGGGGGCCGCUCCUGGGCACUGUUUGCACCAACACCUCUCGAGUCUUCACGUCCUCCGGGCACCAGCUCACCGUCCUGUUUCACAGUGACUUCAGCAUCACCAGCAGAGGUUUCCUGGCCUACUACUCCUCAUUUCUUGCCUUCAACAGCACCGCAGAACCAGGUAAUUCCAGCUGGGUGACCACAGGGACAUCGACCUCAGGGACAGGCUCCUGUGGUGGCUUACUGCAGGGUCUGUGGGGCUCCAUCGAGAGCCCGGGCUACCCCAACUCCUACCCCAACAACACCCGCUGCGUGUGGCGCAUUCAGCUGUGGGACCCGGCCCGCAGAGUGGAGCUCCGCUUUUCGGAUGUGGAUGACUUCAGCAUCACCAGCAGAGGUUUCCUGGCCUACUACUCCUCGUUUCUUGCCUUCAACAGCACCGCAGAACCAGGUAAUUCCAGCUGGGUGACCACAGGGACAUCGACCUCAGGGACAGGCUCCUGUGGUGGCUUACUGCAGGGUCUGUGGGGCUCCAUCGAGAGCCCGGGCUACCCCAACUCCUACCCCAACAACGCCCGCUGCGUGUGGCGCAUUCAGCUGUGGGACCCGGCCCGCAGAGUGGAGCUCCGCUUUUCGGAUGUGGAGCUGGAAGGCAGCAGCUGCUCCUAUGAUGCCAUCGAGGUGUUUGACAGCGGGUCCCCCGGGGGGCCGCUCCUGGGCACUGUUUGCACCAACACCUCUCGAGUCUUCACGUCCUCCGGGCACCAGCUCACCGUCCUGUUUCACAGUGACUUCAGCAUCACCAGCAGAGGUUUCCUGGCCUACUACUCCUCAUUUCUUGCCUUCAACAGCACCGCAGCACCAGGUACUUCCAACUGGACAACUACUGUGACAUCAACCUCAGAAGAUUACUCUUGUGGUGGCUUGCUUUCCUCUUCAUCUGGUAGAUUACAGAGUCCAUUUUACCCCCAAAAUUAUCCAAACAAUGCCAACUGUGUGUGGGAAAUAGAAGUAAAGAGCAACUUCCUUGUCACACUUAGAUUUGAAGAUAUUCAGAUGGAAGGUGGGAGAUGCCUCUCUGACUACAUAGAAGUUUAUGACGGGCCCCUGCACACCUCUCCUCUCCUUGGGAAGUUCUGUUCUGGUUAUUAUCGCACAUACACAUCCUCCUCAAACCUGAUGACUGUCCGAUUCCACAGCAACUCUCGAUACACAUACAGAGGGUUUCAGGCCUACUAUUACUCCACUAUAGCAGAUUCAAGCACUACACUGCUGUGUUUGCCAGACUACAUGCAUGUAGUUGUGAGCAGAUACUUCCUUCAGUCCCAUGGCUAUUCUGCUUGGAAUCUCACCCUGAAUGACCCCCUUUGCACACCCAACAUCACAUCAGAGGCUGUUGUAUUCGACAUUCCGUACACUCGCUGCGGCACAGUCAGAGAGGGAAACAACAACACAAUCAGCUAUUCCAACGUUAUUAAAGGGUCCUCUUCUGGUUCUGUAAUCACAAGAAACAGAAAUCUUCACCUGCAUGUCAACUGCAAGAUGCUCAAGGACACGUGGGCACAAACGAUGUACGUCGCGGACAACAACUUUGAAGUCAAUGAAACUCAGUACAGCAGAUAUGAUGUGAACCUCACGUUUUAUGACUCUUCAUACUUCUCACGGCCAGUGUACGACUCACCAUACUAUGUCCAUAUGAACCAGAACUUGUUCCUCCAAGCCUACCUGCACAGCUCUGAUCCAAACCUGGUGCUAUUUCUGGACACGUGUGUGGCAUCUCCAGCUCCCCAUAACUCUACGGCAGUAACCUAUGAUAUAAUCAGGAAUGGGUGUGCUCGAGAUUCUACCUAUGCUGCAUAUUAUUCACCCCACAAACACAUCCUGCGCUUUACAUUCGCGGCCUUCCAGUUUGUUUGGAGCGACCCAGUGGUUUACCUGCGGUGUGAACUGGUGGUGUGCAGGGCCUAUGACUACUCUUCCAGGUGCUACCAAGGCUGUAUUAACAGGCCCAAGAGAGAGGCAAGCUCUGGCCUAGAAAGUGUGAUUGUUAUUGCUGGCCCAAUACAGCUUCGGGAACCGGGUUCUGAGAAUAGGAAUGAACCUGAAUCUAAAUGAAACUGUCUCCUUUGACAGAUAGAUCUUUAAAUGCCAAUUGAAUUCUGAAAGAAACUGUGCUGCUAGAUUACCAGAAGCUCUAGAAUAAACAUUAGGAAUAUGCUUACUGAUUCAUGCCUGUUAAUCCCACUUCACAUCAGUCAUCUUCAUCUCCAUAUAACAAAAAUGUUGUUUCAGCGGUUCUGUGGGGAGUCAGUUUUGUGGUCUCUAAGCUUUUGUGUUUGUUGUUUG
This is a messenger RNA of Pipra filicauda (Wire-tailed manakin), 3282 nucleotides long. RefSeq names its product deleted in malignant brain tumors 1 protein-like. The transcript has 20 exons. Gene Ontology annotation, cellular component: membrane. The record is from RefSeq and is a predicted model, not a curated record. The coding region runs from base 1 to 3051 and encodes 1016 amino acids. NCBI's taxonomy places the organism in Eukaryota, Metazoa, Chordata, Aves, Passeriformes, Pipridae.